AUGGAAGGUUUGAUUCCAUAUCUUAUUCAUGCCAUCAAGAAGCAGAAACCUCAUCACCGUAGCUUCAACAGGAGUGUCUCUCAUUCUGGAAGCAUAAACCGUAGCUACCACUUGCUAUUGGAAUCUGACUCCGCCACAGGAUCUUCUCAUAGAAGAACCAGAUCUGAUUUUCAGCAACCCACAAGUGAGUUCUUGGAGCAUAGAUUUGGUGUUGAUGGAGUUUUGGUUAGCCCCAGAGGCCUCACUGUCACAGCUCUGCCACCUACUACUGCUAAUGCUACAGCUUCUCAUCAUGCUAGCCAACAACCCUCAAAGAAUUUCAACAACAUUCGCAAUCACAAAUGA
Molecule: messenger RNA, 345 nt
Organism: Lathyrus sativus (Indian pea)
Lineage: Eukaryota; Viridiplantae; Streptophyta; Magnoliopsida; Fabales; Fabaceae
Source: the annotation of a GenBank genome assembly